Molecule: messenger RNA, 246 nt
Organism: Racocetra fulgida
Lineage: Eukaryota; Fungi; Glomeromycota; Glomeromycetes; Diversisporales; Gigasporaceae
Source: the annotation of a GenBank genome assembly
AUUGUUGAAGUUAUUGGUGAAGGCAUGGUUGUCGUAGGCAUCACUUUCGAAAACGGUAAUGUGGAACAACGAGCUUCUUUUUAUAAUGGUAAUCAUCAUGUUGCUGAUGUUCAAUUUGAAAAUGUCAAAAAUGCGGGCUGGUAUCAGUAUGAUGGUUUAGGAAAAACCUAUCGUGCAAGAGCAAUGCACAUGGGAAGUUCGCGCCCACCUCACAAAACUGGCUAUGCUAUGGAUUUUGCAAUUUAU